AUGCUGUCAAUGUCUGCUUCAAUGCAGACAUCUAAACCCACAGACAGCCAAAUUUUACCACAACCUAUUUCCAAAGAUUCAACUGAUGCCCUGAUAGAUAGUGAAACAUUAUCACAUCCUGCUCCAAUAGUACCAUCUGCUACAUUUAUAACUGGUGAAAUAUUACAGGCUACCUCAAACGAUUCAUCUCCUACUUCUGAAAAUGAAAUGUUAUUGUGGCUUGACACAACAGCUCAAACUUCUACUCAAAUAGAUGGUUCAGAUACUGAAGCAGUAUUCAAGCCUACCUCAUCCAGUCCAUCUUUUAUCACAGAGAGUGAAGUGUUAUCCCAGAUGACCUCAACAGGCCCAUUUGCUGUCAUAGAGAAUGAAGGGUUAUCCCAAUCUACUUUAACAGGCCCACCUAUCAUCAAAGAAGGGGAACUAGUGUCUGAGUCUACCUCAACUGAAAGUGAGAGAUUAAAGCAUGAACACAAUGUCAUCACAACAGAGACUCCAUAUAGCAUUGGCAUGGCAUUGGAAUUUUUGCCAGAAAUUUCUCCUCCCUCUGUGCUCCCAGAUGAUUAUUUAGAACUCAAUUUUAGUACUGGGUCUUCAGACAUUGUUUCAUUUAAGAAUGUCUCUGAACAGCCUACUCUCAGUCAAUAUUUGACUACUACAUCAUUUCAGCCAACUGAUAGUGCUUGGAAAAGCAAUUCAUUUCUAGAGGAUAACAUGAUGUCAACAGAUGAUAUUUCAGAAAUAGAAGCAGCAACAACUUCAUCGGUUUUAAUGUCCUCAAUAACCCAGGGAUCAGGUACAUCAAUCAGAGGGCAUAACAAAGAAAGUAUGACUAAACCAUUUGGUGGACAACUAGUUCCAGAAGGUGAAAAAUCUUCAGGAAUUGACUUUCUCAAGGAAUUCCAUGUACUUUCUUCAGGAGCAGUAGAAGUAAAAGGAUCACAGCCACAUAAUUCAGCAUUCCGGCUUAGUCCUUCAUUACAUCUGAGAAAAGAAACUGGAUAUGUGUGUCCAAAUGGAAUUCCCUCUGAGUAUUCCAUUAUCGCUACAUUCAGGAUGUUGGGAGAUACCACACAAAGUAUUUGGAAUUUAUGGGAAGUCAGUGAUAUAAAUGGACGAGAGCAAGUUGGCAUUCGUUUUUUUGGGAACUUAAAAUCUUUGGAACUUUUCUACAGAACUUCAGAUAAUAACAUCAUUUCCCGAACAUUCAACAAUGUGGGUAUACUUUUUGAUGGACGCUGGCACAAAUUAGCACUAAGUGUAAAUGAAAGAAAGGCCAAAUUGCUAAUUGAUUGCACUCAAGCUAGUGAAGUUCUACUUAACGACCAACAUGUGAUAAAUGGAAAUGGUUACACUUCAAUUGGAAUAAGGAUGCUGGACAAUUCAACAGUUUCACUUGAUCUGCAACAACUAGAGCUGCACUAUAAUCCUGAAAAAGCCUUUUCAGAAGAAUGCUGUGAAUUAUUUGACCUUUGUGACAGAAUUGCAGAAUUGAGUCUUACCGGGAAUCCACUGCACUGCAAAUGUUCCCAACGAGAACCUUGGCAGCGCAAGAACUCAGGCUUAGAGGGGGAUAAAGGAGAACAAGGCAUGGCUGGACAACCUGGAAGGGCAGGGGCUCAGGGUGUAAGAGGUAGCACUGGUUCCUAUGGAAGAGUUGGUGACUCUGGACCUUCGGGUAUAGCUGGAAUAAAAGGAAAUAAGGGAGUAGAAGGAAGACCAGGCCGAAGAGGUACAGAGGGUCCUAAAGGAUACAAAGGAUUGCAAGGAACCAUUGGAUUUAAGGGAGUCUCAGGAUCACCUGGACUAAGAGGCCAAAUGGGACUACAAGGUGAAAAGGGAAACAAAGGUGAAACAGGACAUGAAGGCAUAUGGGGAUUACAGGGAGUGAAGGGUGACAAAGGAUUCCCUGGUAUUGAAGGCAAACCUGGCAUGAAAGGAACCAGAGGUCUUGUGGGUGAUCCAGGGUUACCUGGUAGAAAAGGUACAAAAGGAAAACUUGGAGUUCCAGGAGCUUAUGGGUUGUCAGGAGAAUCUGGACGUAAGGGAAUAAUAGGAGAUCCCGGCCAACCUGGGCGAGAAGGAGUCCCAGGCAUUGAGGCAUAUCAAGGACGACAGGGUCUGCAAGGACCAAAAGGCAUUAGUGGACUAAAGGGAGAGAAAGGAUUUCCAGGACCACAAGGUAACGAAGGUCCAAUGGGGAAACCUGGACUGAAAGGCCAAAAAGGAGAUACAGGAAUACCUGGCUGGCCUGGAUUUGUUGGGUAUCCUGGAAUCCAUGGUCAAAAAGGAGACCCAGGAAUGAAAGGACAAAAGGGUGAUACAGGUCCUAUUGGAACACAGGGUAUUGAAGGUCUAAAGGGUGAAAAAGGACACAAAGGACCAAAAGGAGAUUCUGGUGAUGAAGGGGAUUCUGGGCCAGAGGGUCUCGCAGGUAAACGAGGGCCUCCUGGCAAACCCGGUAAUCGGGGCCCAGUUGGAGAACAAGGUAUAACUGGUGAUGCAGGCCUGGCUGGAUCCUCUGGAGCUGCUGGACCUCCAGGGCCAAUCUUCCCAGCCAGUCAUGUGAUUGAGGUGUGCAAAAGACUUGUUCUUGAACAAAUAUCACUAUAUGCAAGUUUAGUGAGACGAAAGUGUUCCAGUGCAUGCCCACUUUAUGGUGAUGUUCCAGUGGGACCUCCUGGACCAGUCGGCGAGAAUGGACAACCUGGAAAAUCUGGCAAACCAGGAAUUGAUGGACAGGAUGGAGAGCAAGGCCUUGAAGGAUUCUGUGGAGAACCGGGUGAUCCAGGAUUGCAAGGACCGAAAGGUGAACUUGGAGACACAGGUGAUCAUGGUUCUCAAGGUGUUGGCCUCCCUGGAUUUAUAGGAGCACAAGGCUCAAGAGGUGAGCGUGGAAAGUCUGGAUUAGGCAUACCUGGACAACCAGGACAACGUGGACCACGAGGUCAUAUAGGGCAAAGAGGCUUAAGAGGACAUCAAGGAUACAGGGGACCUCCAGGUGUGUGUAUUGCAACAGGAUGUGAGUGGAAUAGAAUUUCCAGUGCCCCAGUUCUUAACACUGAAAAUCAAAGCCCUCAGCCACAACACAUUCAGCUACCACAGAAUUUCAUUGAUCAGGAAGAGUAUGUGUAA
This is a messenger RNA of Rhincodon typus (whale shark), 3135 nucleotides long. Its product is annotated as collagen alpha-1(IX) chain. NCBI's taxonomy places the organism in Eukaryota, Metazoa, Chordata, Chondrichthyes, Orectolobiformes, Rhincodontidae. The transcript has 26 exons. The coding region runs from base 1 to 3135 and encodes 1044 amino acids. The record is from RefSeq and is a predicted model, not a curated record.